Myotis davidii is the source of this 4713-nucleotide messenger RNA. It is a transcript of the gene ADGRA2, whose product is annotated as adhesion G protein-coupled receptor A2. The transcript is spliced from 20 exons. Gene Ontology annotation, biological process: sprouting angiogenesis; central nervous system development; G protein-coupled receptor signaling pathway. The record is from RefSeq and is a predicted model, not a curated record. The coding region runs from base 1 to 3207 and encodes 1068 amino acids. Lineage: Eukaryota; Metazoa; Chordata; Mammalia; Chiroptera; Vespertilionidae. Gene Ontology annotation, molecular function: G protein-coupled receptor activity; protein binding. Gene Ontology annotation, cellular component: plasma membrane; Wnt signalosome.
AUGGAUGGGGCCAGGCUCUUGAGCAACAACAAGAUCACUGGGCUCCGGAAUGGAUCCUUCUUGGGACUGUCCCUGCUGGAGAAGUUGGACCUGAGGAAUAAUGUCAUCAGCACCGUGCAGCCCGGUGCCUUCCUGGGCCUGGGGGAGCUGAAGCGCUUAGAUCUCUCCAACAACCGGAUUGGCUGUCUCACCUCGGAGACUUUCCAAGGCCUCCCCAAGCUUCUCCGACUAAACAUAUCUGGAAACAUCUUCUCCAGUCUGCAACCUGGGGUCUUUGACGAGCUGCCAGCCCUCAAGCUUGUGGACUUCGGCACCGAGUUCCUGACUUGUGACUGCCGCCUGCGCUGGCUGCCGUCCUGGGCCCGGAAUCACUCCCUGCAGCUGUCCGAGCGCACGCUCUGUGCCUACCCCAGUGCCCUGCACGCCCAGGCCCUGGGUGGCCUCCAGGAGGCCCAGCUGCGCUGCGAGGGGGCCCUGGAGCUACACACGCACUACCUCAUCCCAUCCCGACGCCAAGUGGUGUUCCAGGGGGACCGCCUGCCCUUCCAGUGCUCCGCCAGCUACCUGGGCAACGACACCCGCAUCCACUGGUACCACAACCGGGCCCCCGUGGACAGCGAUGAGCAGGCGGGCAUCCUCCUGGCCGAGAGCCUCAUCCACGACUGCACCAUCAUCACCAGUGAACUGACCCUGUCUCACAUCGGUGUGGGUGCCUCCGGCGAAUGGGAGUGCUCCGUGUCCACGGUCCAGGGCAACACCAGCAAGAAGGUGGAGAUUGUGGUGCUGGAGAUCUCUGCCUCCUACUGCCCAGCCGAGCGUGUCGCCAACAACCGAGGGGACUUCAGGUGGCCUCGAACUCUGGCUGGCAUCACAGCCUACCAGUCCUGCCUGCAGUACCCCUUCACCUCGGUGCCCCUGAGCGGGGGCACUCCAGGUACCCAGGCCUCCCGCCUGUGUGACCGAGCUGGCCGCUGGGAGCCAGGGGACUACUCCCACUGUCUGUACACCAACGACAUUACCCGGGUGCUCUACACCUUCGUGCUGAUGCCCAUCAAUGCCUCCAAUGCGCUGACCCUGGCCCACCAGCUGCGAGUGUACACGGCCGAGGCUGCCAGCUUCUCAGACAUGAUGGAUGUAGUCUAUGUGGCUCAGAUGAUCCAGAAAUUUUUGGGUUAUGUGGACCAGAUCAAAGAGCUGGUGGAGGUCAUGGUGGACAUGGCCAGCAACCUGAUGCUGGUAGAUGAGCACCUGCUGUGGCUGGCCCAGCGAGAGGACAAGGCCUGCAGCGGCAUCGUGGGGGCCCUGGAGCGCAUUGGGGGGGCCGUCCUGAGCCCCCACGCCCAGCACAUCUCUGUGAACUCGAGGAACGUGGCAUUGGAGGCCUACCUCAUCAAGCCGCACAGCUAUGUGGGCCUGACCUGCACGGCCUUCCAGAGGAGGGAGGCCGGUGUGCCCGGCGCCCGGCCCAUAGGCCUUGGCCAGAACCCCUCUCCCGAGCUGGAGCCCCUGGCUGAUCAGCAGCUCCGCUUCCGCUGUACCACCGGGAGGCCCAACAUUUCGCUGUCAUCCUUCCACAUCAAGAACAGCGUUGCCCUGGCCUCCAUCCAGCUGCCGCCCAGUCUCUUCUCGUCCCUUCCGGCCUCCCUGGCGUCCCCAGUCUCCCCAGACUGCACCCUGCAACUGCUCGUCUUCCGAAAUGGCCGCCUCUUCCGCAGCCAUGGCAACACCUCCCGCCCAGGAGCUGUGGGACCCGGCAAGAGGCGUGGGGUGGCCACCCCUGUCAUCUUUGCAGGAACAAGUGGCUGUGGCGUGGGAAACCUGACGGAGCCCGUGGCCAUUUCCCUGCGGCACUGGGCUGAGGGAGCUGAACCCGUGGCAGCUUGGUGGAGCCAGGAAGGGCCCGGCGGCGCUGGGGGCUGGAGCUCCGAAGGCUGCCAGCUCCGCUCCAGCCAGCCCAAUGUCAGCUCCCUGCACUGCCAGCACUUGGGCAAUGUGGCCGUGCUCAUGGAGCUGAGUGCCUUUCCCAGGGAGGUGGGGGCCUCGGGGGCAGGGCUGCAUCCAGUCGUGUACCCCUGCACAGCCCUGCUGCUGCUCUGCCUCUUCUCCACCAUCAUCACCUACAUCCUCAACCACAGCUCCAUCCAUGUGUCCCGGAAAGGCUGGCACAUGCUUCUGAACCUGUGCUUCCACAUGGCCAUGACCUCUGCCGUCUUUGCAGGAGGCAUCACACUCACCAACUACCAGAUGGUCUGCCAGGCGGUGGGCAUCACUCUGCACUACUCUUCACUGUCCACCCUGCUCUGGAUGGGUGUGAAGGCCCGCGUCCUCCACAAGGAGCUCACCUGGAGGGCGCCCCCUCCACAGGAAGGGGACUCUGCCCCACCUGCUCCCCGUCCCAUGCUCCGGUUCUAUUUGAUCGCUGGAGGGAUCCCACUCAUUAUCUGUGGCAUCACAGCUGCUGUCAACAUCCACAACUACCGGGACCACAGCCCCUACUGCUGGCUGGUGUGGCGUCCAAGCUUAGGAGCCUUCUACAUCCCGGUGGCUUUGAUCCUGCUGAUCACCUGGAUCUAUUUCCUGUGUGCAGGGCUGCAUCUGAGGGGUCCUCUGGCACAGAGCUCCAAGGGGGUCACGAGCAGGGUCUCCCUGGACCAAGGGGAGGAGCUGAGGGGUUCCACCAGGCUCAGGAGCAGCGGCCCCCUCCUGAGUGACUCGGGUUCCCUUCUGGCCACUGGGAGCGCAGGGGUGGUGACGCCCGGACCCCCAGAGGACGGGGACGGCCUCUAUUCUCCGGGAGUCCAGCUGGGCGCGCUGGUGACCACGCAUUUCCUGUACCUGGCCAUGUGGGCCUGCGGGGCUCUGGCCGUGUCCCAGCGCUGGCUGCCCCGGGUGGUGUGCAGCUGCCUGUACGGGGUGGCGGCCUCAGCCCUGGGCCUCUUCGUCUUCACCCACCACUGUGCCAGGCGCAGGGACGUGGGGGCCCCCUGGCGCGCGGGCCGGCCGGGCCCCCGCCGCAGCGCCAGCCGCGACAACCUCAAGGGCGCGCUGGAGAAGGAGAGCCAGCGCCGCUCCUACCCGCUCAACACGGCCAGCCUGAACGGCGCCCCCAAGGGCGGCAAGUACGAGGACAUCACCCUGGCGGGCGCCGAGGCGGCGGGGGGCGGCUGCAUGAAGACCGGCCUCUGGAAGAGCGAGACCACCGUCUAGGUGGGCGGGUGGCACUUUAGGGCAGGCUGGCCGCCCGGACUGGUUUUCCUGGCUGCGCGGGCCCCUGAGGACGCCGAUCGGUGCACCAGUCGAUGAAGUGCCGAGGGCUGCGCCGGGCUCACUAGCCUCUGUCCUGAAGCUAAGGACAGCGGGCGCCCGCGCGGCUAAGAGGGUCGUGCCUCUGGGGUAGCGACAGGCAAUCCCGGGGCCACCGGCAGGAUAGACUUCUGUCCCAGCCCAGGCCAGUCUGUGCCAUCCAGGGUAGGGAAGGUCCUGCCUGGAUUGGUGAGUACUGGGCGGGCCAGCAAGCCCAGGUGGGCUCUUCCUAAGGUGCCCGCAUCUUGCCCACCUGCCUCUGGUGGUGUCGGCCCUACCUGGCAAACACAGAUGGGGCUUGGGAACAGUGUUCCCUCACCGCCCUCCUCUGAAGCCGGCCUGUGCCUAGCUUCUAGGGCCUCUCCCCACCGAGUUUUUGGCUAAGUGGGGAGGCAGCCUAGAUAUGCCAGGUGACCGGGACCGGUUGGAGGUGACAAGGUGCUGCUUUUCAGACUAUGCAGGAGGCGGAGGCGGGGGGCCGUGUGAAAGUCAGCCUGGGAGGUCAAGUAGGAGGGCAGGUGUACCAUUAGGGAGCGAUGCCACCCAGUGAGUGUACACACACCACCAGCAGGGCUCCGGGGUGGCACUUGGGGACAAAGCUGACCCCGCCUGGGGAUAGUCUGAGGGAAGUAGAGAGAGAGCUUAGAUCUGGGGCUGAAGUUAGCCAGGCCUUAAACCUAGUCUUACAAGCAAUGCCCUGAAGAGGGCUCCACCACAGGCUGCAAGUGGUUACUCGUCAACCACAAGACAUGGAUCUCAGCCUCCCAACACUGGGGACUAAGGAAGAUACUUCCCUCCUCCUUGAGGCCACAUGGAAGAACCGUUCCAAACAUUUGGCCUCUAGCCCCGUAUUAGGGAGAAACAUCAGAAACAUCUUCCUGCCACACAGAAGCCCAGGUCAAAUCCCUCGGGGGGUGGGCAGGGUCCCUACAGUUCCCGGGGCCUUCACCUCCACUUUUAAACACCAGCACUAUUUCCCCCCACCCCCCGACCCCCCAACCUAAAAAGCAACCACCAGCUUUUACUACAGGACCCAGUGAAAGUGGAGGGAACCUGACGCCUUGUGAAGAGCAUCAUGAAAAGGAGGCCUGGCCCAGGUCCCCUCCCCGUCCCAUGUCACCCCAGCCUGAGCACCAAGGUGAAAGAAGGCAUAGGGAGGAAAGGAAGCCCACACUCCGUGGGAGGAUCCUGUUAUUUAUGCUUGCUGCACAGACCAUAUUAGACAGGAAAAAAAGCUUUGUAUUAUUCUUCCACAUAUGCUGGCUGCUGUUUACAUACCCUGCCAACGCCUUAGCACUGGAGAGCUUUUUGCAAUACGCUGGGGAAAGGGGAGGGAGGGGAUAAAAAGUGCCAAAGAAAACAUGUUUUUAAAAGCUCGGGUUUUAUACAAUAGAAUGUUUUCUAGCAGAU